GAAUCAUGUGCUCCUGCAAUAUGGCGGGACUGACUCGCGCCGACAUGCAGAAAUAUGGCAGGGGAUUUCUGUGGAUCCCCGCACUGUUUCUGACACUCGCGGGUCGAGGAGACGCUCAGGCGGACGCCAGUAAUGUGGUGACAGUGGCAGAUGCCAACUGGACGCUGAUCCUGCAGGGCGAGUGGAUGAUCAAAUUUUAUGCCCCCUGGUGCCCUGCAUGUCAACAUUUACAGGCAGACUGGGAGAAUCUGGGAAGACAAAGUGACAGUCUGGGCAUUUCUGUGGGCAGGGUUGAUGUUACACAACAACCAGGUCUGAGUGGGAGGUUUCUUGUUACAACACUGCCGACUAUAUUUCACGCUAAAAAUGGAGAUUUCCGCAAGUAUGUUUCAUCACGGACUAUAGAGGAUAUCCAAGCAUAUGUUGUGCACAGAAAGUGGGCGACGGUUGAGCCGGUGCCAGGAUGGAAGUCACCAUCAUCUCUCCUAAUGUCAGGAAUGGCUCAUCUGUUUCGACUCUCUGUGUGGAUCAGACAAAUCCACACGUACCUGACCAACACCCUCGGCAUCCCAUCCUGGGGUUCGUACGUGAUAUUUGCCAUCAUCACGCUUUUCAUGGGUCUGGUGCUCGGCCUGAUGCUGGUUUUGAUCGCUGACUGUAUUUGGCCGUCCAGACCCAAGCGCAGACAAGACAAAACAGUAGUAACAGUAAAGGAGGACGUGUCGGAGGAGGAGGAGGAGGAGAAACAGGAUCUGGAGAGCGAAAGAGUGUCUGAAGAGUCAACUGAGGAGGAAACAGCAGAUGCAGACACAGACGCAGAGACAACAGUGAGACGCAGAGUGCAGAACAAGAGCACUACUGAGGGAACAUAGCCAGCGCAAACCAUGGGAGGCAGUUUGGGACCAAACACACUGCAACACUUGCGCAUACAAAUAUCUGUUUGCUCAUAUAUAACAAACACAUCUGGAGCGUCUGCAAAUACACACUUUACUUUUGUACAGUUUGAAAUUUUUCACAGUAUUUCCUAUAAUAUUUUUUCUUCUGGAGAAAGCCUAUUUAUUUAUUUCAGCUAGAAUAAAAGCAUUUUAAGGUCCAUAUUAUUAGCCCCCUUAAGCAUUAUUUGUUUUGGAUAGUCUAAAGAACAAACCACUGUUAUAACUAAUAUAAUAACUUGCCUAAUUACUCUAACCUGCCAAAUUAACCCAGUUAAGUCUUUAAAUGUCACCUUAAGCUGAAUACUAGUAUCUUAAACAAUAUCUAGUGAAAUAUUAUUAAUUGUCAUCAUAGCAAAGAUAAAAUAAAUCAGUUAUUAGAAAUGAGUUAAUAAAACUAUUAUGUGUAGAAAUGAAAUGCAGGAAGAAUAUACAGGGGGGGGGGUAAUAAUUCUGACUUUAACUGUAUAUAGAUGAGCAAACAGAGAUUGGUGUAUUUCUUCUAAAGUGUUUUAGUCCCACUUAAGUAGACUCCAGAGAUGUUUUGUAUAUAUGAGAAAACAUCCAGUUGAAACCAGAAGUUUACUUACACUGUAUAAAAGAGCAGAUGACCAUUUAAAAAAGUCAGAUGUUAAUGUGACUAAACUUUUCCUCUUUUAGGUAAGUUAGGAUGAUCUCAUUUGUUUCUGUUGUGCUUAAUAGCAAAAUAAUGAGAGAGAUGUUUUUAGAGAAAUUUUUCUAACUUUUCUUGAAAGUCAAGUUUCCAUACAAUAAGAUUAUUCUGCCUCAGAAAAAGCUCAGAUGAUGAUGUCAAGGUUUUGGAAGUUUCUGAUUGGCUAAUUGACAACAUUUGAGUUAAUUGGAGGCACAACUGUAGAAUAGUAUUUAGGGAAAACCUCAAACACACUGCUUCCUUGUGUGACAACAUGGGAGAAUCAACAAGCCAGAAUCAA
Molecule: messenger RNA, 1885 nt
Organism: Danio rerio (zebrafish)
Lineage: Eukaryota; Metazoa; Chordata; Actinopteri; Cypriniformes; Danionidae
Gene: tmx4
Product: thioredoxin-related transmembrane protein 4
Biological process (GO): cell redox homeostasis
Cellular component (GO): endoplasmic reticulum membrane
Source: RefSeq, marked validated